UCAGUUAUUGUCUGAUAUCGAGCCCUCCGACUAACAUGGCCGCAUGAAUUAGUGAUUGUGAGGAGAUUGUGGACGAAAAAACUGACUUUUUACUGUGUGUGACCAUCCGAAAGUGACAUUUAUAUGUACGCUGGACACUCUGAUAUGCAGCGGAUGAAAGGACAAGGAACCUCAGUGCCAAAUGGGCCGAAAGACCAGAAUUACUCCUCAUUCCAGAGUUACACUAGUCCCAUGACAUCUUCGAUGGCCGCGGCUGCAGCUGCUUCUGACCCGUAUAUGUCGUCUUACUAUAUGACCUCAACUCCUUACCAGGCAUUCGGCGUUGGAGACGGCACUUGGAGUAAUGGGGGUGACCACAUGCAGACUUUCCUCGGAGGUUAUGGCGGACAGAUGGGAUAUGACUCACACAGUGCCAUUGAUGGCAUGUUCAGUAGUGGCAGUUUUGGUGGCUUCAACCCUCCCGGCUUCAACUAUGGUUUUCAUGGGAACGGUGACUACAAUGCAUGGGGAGGGUCAGAGGUUCGUGGAGGGAACAAGCAGUAUGACGACUACUACCAGCGAGACAAUGUCUACACCGAUGAACGUGUAAAAGCUUUGGAUCAAGGUGUAGAGGGACUAACUCUUGCUGACCCCAAAACAGGUCAGGAUUUGCCUAGGGAAGGUGGACCUGGAGCUAAUAAAAAUGCAGCCACUAAUGGGAGUGGGGGAGUUGAAGUCAAGGCUAGUGGGGCCAGCAGUCCAGGAGGAGAAACAUCAGUUGGACUCGGGCAGCCAAAGAAAGGUAUGUCUUGGGCUAGUAUUGCCUCCCAGCCAGCCAAGCCUCAACCAAAUAGACGGCGAGACAAGACUACAAUGUCCUCCAUUGUACCUGGCCGUCAUAUGGACAUUGGAACAUGGGAGGGGAAGAAUGGAGGUGGACCUAAACCCGUUGCACCACCACCUGUCCCCCGCCCUGCAUGGGAAGCUCCACGAGGAGGCACGCGAUCCACUACCUCUGCUUCAUAUUCUACCCCACCACCUCGCACCCCACCCCAGGUGCCUCAACCUCAGCAAGUGCAGCAACCAGGUCAACCGCAUCCCCACAACAGCAUCAGCAGCAACAGCAGUCACUCCAGCAGCACCCACACCAGCAGCACAUGCAUCCUCAGCAGCAGCACCAGUCACAUCAGCAACAUCAACACCAGCAGCACCAGCACCAGCAGCAUCAACACCAGAACCAACAAUUGCAGCAGCAGUUACCUCCUUCACCCCAGCAGCAGCAACCCCCUCAAGCACCCAUGCUUGCGGGAGGAGGAAUGCACUCGAACAUGGAACUUGUCCCAUCACCUCAGAGUGGACCACCGGUACCUGUGUCCCGGCCCAUGUCUCAUGCCCCAGGACAGAUUAACGAGCUACAGACAGAUGAUGGUAUCUUGGAAGACUUGCGAAUGCGCAAUGACUACAACCCUAAGGAUUUUGACCUUAGCCCUAAAAAUGCACGUUUCUUUGUGAUUAAAUCUUAUUCAGAGGACGAUAUUCACCGUUCUAUCAAAUAUGAGAUAUGGUGCUCCACAGAACACGGCAACAAGCGUCUUGACUCUGCUUUCCGUGAACGAGAGGGUAAGGGGCCAGUGUACCUUUUCUUCUCAGUGAAUGGAUCUGGACACUUUUGUGGAUUAGCCCACAUGAUUUCCACUGUAGACUACAACUCAUCAUCAUCAGUGUGGGCCCAAGACAAAUGGAAAGGCCAGUUUCGAGUGAAGUGGAUAUUUGUAAAGGACGUUCCAAAUAGCCAACUGCGGCACAUUCGGCUGGAGAACAAUGAGAACAAACCUGUAACAAAUUCUCGUGAUACCCAGGAGGUGCCAUAUGAAAAGGGAAAACAGGUUUUGAAGAUAAUCAUCCAGUACCGCCACACCACCUCCAUUUUUGAUGACUUCCUCCACUAUGAAAAACGGCAGGAAGAGACGGAGACACGCAGGCAUCCUAAUACUUAUAAGGAUAUGGAAAGAGGUGACGACCGUCGUGGUGACCGUAGCUUAGAGCACCGAGACCACAGGGAUCACCGAGAUCCCCCCAGGGACCAUCGAGACCACCGUGAUAGCCGCGACCACCGUGAUGGCCGUGACCACAGGGAUGGACGUGAUCACCGUGAUCACCGAGACCACAGGGAACACCACCGGGGGGGCAUGGGUGGGGGACGUGGCCGAGGGGGGCACCACCAUCACCACCGUGGCGGACGCAACUAAUCACAGACUUGGCAAAGCCACAGUGUAAAAGCCCUGCAGAGGUGAACAUUGAGGGAUGUCAUCUGUGGUUUAAAAAAAAAAAACUUGCUAGAGAACAGAUUUGCUAGAUAAAACUAGCAGAGUGGAUGUUAAAAACAAAGCAAAAGAGAAAGCAAAAAAAUUAUUGAUUAUUAAUUGGCUUUAAUAUGAUCAUGUUUAAAA
This is a messenger RNA of Penaeus monodon (black tiger shrimp), 2429 nucleotides long. Its product is annotated as YTH domain-containing family protein 3-like. Lineage: Eukaryota; Metazoa; Arthropoda; Malacostraca; Decapoda; Penaeidae. Gene Ontology annotation, biological process: mRNA destabilization. The record is from RefSeq and is a predicted model, not a curated record. Gene Ontology annotation, cellular component: cytoplasm. Gene Ontology annotation, molecular function: mRNA binding; N6-methyladenosine-containing RNA reader activity.